Ictalurus punctatus (channel catfish) is the source of this 733-nucleotide messenger RNA. RefSeq names its product C-X-C motif chemokine 9 (gene cxcl-c13b). Gene Ontology annotation, cellular component: extracellular region. The transcript has 4 exons. The record is from RefSeq and is a predicted model, not a curated record. The coding region runs from base 95 to 472 and encodes 125 amino acids. NCBI's taxonomy places the organism in Eukaryota, Metazoa, Chordata, Actinopteri, Siluriformes, Ictaluridae. Gene Ontology annotation, molecular function: chemokine activity. Gene Ontology annotation, biological process: immune response.
AAUAGUGAAGGAAUUUCCAGGGAGUGGCAAAAGUGCUGGGAAAUCCCAUUUGCAGUAUUUAAAAGCAAGAGAGCAAAAUUAUGGCAGUGUUACAAUGAAGUCCACACUACACACUUUCCCUGCUCUUCUGGUUCUGGGAAUCUGUAUCCAUUUCACAGUUCAGAGGGCAGAGAGUCAGUAUGUUCCGAACCGCUGCGUCUGUCUAAAGUCCAGCAAUGGAAUCUGGGGACCAUUUUCAGAUUUUACGGUCACCUUAAAAAGACCUGGCUGUAUGAGAGAUGAGAUCAUAGUGAUUCUGAAGAAAGACAACCGAAAAGUGUGUCUAAGUCCUCAUGGACGUCAAGGCAAAAGACUGUUGAAAUGCUGGCACAGAAAAGUGGCAGAGGGUAAAAAUGGGAAGACAUGCAUGGGAAGACUCAGACCACGGCGUCAGAAGAACCAGCGUGCCAAAUCAAAGACAGUCAAAAGAUAAACAGUGCCACACCAGGACCUUCGACAGAUUCAGCAGUUUGUACAAGCUAUUUGUAGCAGUGUGGCUGUUGACAGAGUGUAUAUGAAGGGCUGGCCCCAUUCAUAACUAGGUUACCAUGUAGCAGCACUCCUAAGAUUUACUCCUAUGCAUUGGAUCACUGUCUUUGCUGCAUAAUCCAGUGAAAAGGUCGUGUUUCAUUAUCAGUUUUAGUAGGAUUUAUGAAAGCAGUCAAACAUAUUUUGCACAUUGUUUAUACUUUUU